Molecule: messenger RNA, 11354 nt
Organism: Strongylocentrotus purpuratus (purple sea urchin)
Lineage: Eukaryota; Metazoa; Echinodermata; Echinoidea; Camarodonta; Strongylocentrotidae
Exons: 6
Coding region: 113-8647 (2844 amino acids)
Source: RefSeq, a predicted model, not a curated record
AAAAAAAAUGCACUAGCUGGGUAACUUAUUUCCCGAAGAUAGAAAUGCUCCGUAAACACAACACACGUGGAAAUAUGUGUAUACUGCGCGCGUGCGCAACGCGUUGUCAACAAUGUCGGCUUGCCUCGAAAAUGCAGACGAUUCCACUAUCAACGCCAAUAAGAUGGAUUAUCUUCAAGCUUUCCAAAGUACCUUGGAUCGCAUUUGGAUCUCGUGUAUAGUGUAUCCAAACGAGGAUGAAGGAGAAGGAAUUACUCCAAACAGCAGCUUUUGUAACUUGAUGAUAGAGGCAGUAGACAAAUUCUACAGUGGUCAUGUACACCACCCUACUAGAGAAGUACUGACUGGUUUACACAAUGCUCUGAGGAUAAUUGCAACAUCCUCACACAGCUUUUCCCCAUUAGAUGAGCAUCUUACCAGUGUCUGUAUGAAGAUAUAUGAAUACUGUGUGGAGAUACUCUUUGACAAAGCCUGGGUGAAUGUUGAAGAUGAAAGCAGAGCAUCAGCAACCAGAGAGUUUUACAACUUCUACUGCUGCCUUUCCAACUGGUCUCAUGAUCGGUUCCUGAUCCUGGCCAUUCUCAGCCAGAAGCCAUGGGGUCAUGAGAUCAUGACUCAAGUGCUUGAAAGAGAGGAAAACACAGACAAGGCAGAAGUUGACAGGUACCUGACCUUAGAAGGGAAGUACCUUCUUGAACAUCGUCUGCGAGUCCUGAUCCAGGAAGAUCUUCCCCUCCAUGCUCUCAACCUGGCCAGAGCCUGCACUGAACACCCUGACCUAGGACAAGAAUCCAUCUUCCUGGAGACGCUGUACCUGCUCUACUUCAACCUUGGUCUCACACAUGAACUUCAAACACAGGUUGAAGAUCAUCCAACAAUACAAGAUGUCAUGAAAGUAGCAGAGAGUAUGAGCUCUUACUGUCCAGAGCACGCAUCCAACCUACUCAAAUCAAUCAUAGAACGGCUUUGGUCUGAAAAGCUUGGUAGCAACCUGCUAAUCGGAGAGGCUGAAGAAUUGUGGAUAGAUUCAACGUUGAAAGUCUGUUCACCUGACUCAGACAAGUUUGCUGAAUGCUUAGAAGACCUCUCAACAAUGACAUAUGACCCUCUUUAUAUGUACAACCUUGCAGAUCUCGUAUACAAGAAGGUUGGUGAAGCUGCUACUGUACCCUUGGUCUCCCUCUGUCUCAAAGCUUUGAUGGUGCCAAGUCUUUCUGUUACUGAGGAUAUCAUCCAAGCAGCAAAGAUUGAUUAUGGAAAUGCAGCGUUCUGCAUGCUGUUGUCUGAGAUUCUGAAAAAUGAUGAGAGGAUGCAGCGGCUAUGUCUCCUUGCCGCCUUCUUCAUUGCUCCUUCUCUUGACAGCCUGUCUGCUCUAAAGGACAGCUACCAAGACUCAAAGGAGGAGCGAUUUCCGAAGCUGACUUCCUAUCAACAGCACGAUCUGAUCAAGUGCAUGGAGUUUUUCAUACCUGUGUGUGUAUCUUUAUCUGAGGAUUGGACAUUGGUUUCGCAGAUCUUUGAGGGAUAUUUUCGCAAGAGCAAGGUGAUAUGCAUCCUGUUGAGCAUACCAUUUGGGGAAAUGAAGACGCUGAAGUUCUAUGAUAAGUCUUGGCAUCCUGUUCAAGCAGACUUCAAGCCAUCAGGAAUGCUUAGAGUGAAAGAGGCAUUCUAUUCUGCACUAAGACUUCAUAAAGGUGUAGUCAUGGUGUCCUGCAAGCAUGAACGUCAGAUUGCGCCGAAAGCGAAGAAGAAACCUCCAGUUGAACGUAGGAAUCCCCAGGAUUGUCCAGCAUCUUCAGAGACUACUGCUGUGGUAGAUGAUGAAGCAUAUGCGGAGACUACUGCUGUGGUAGAUGAUGAAGCAUAUGCGGAGACUACUGCUGUGGUAGAUAAUGAAGCAUCUUCAGAGACUACUACUGUGGUAGAUGAUGAAGCAGCUGCGGAAUGGUUACCAUGCAUGGUGCUAGAUCUUCAGGAAGAGGUUUUAACAGAACAGGAAUUCAUUGAUCAUGCUAGUGACCCUUCAGUAGAAGACAUGCUGGUAGAACCUAGCAGAGAAUCCCCUGUCCCACAGAGUCCUCCACCACUGCUGGAAAUGUCAUCAGUAUCACCACAGAGUAGAAACUCUGAUUCUGCAGAUGCUAGUUUGGUAAAAGAAAGAACAGAUCUUCAGCAAGAAAAGUCACUAGAAGUGAUGGACAAUCAUGACAUGAUCUGCUUAUCAAAAGACCAACAGACCAAAACUCUGAAUCAUGUAUCAGCACCACUAGUGUUUCCUAGUGUCAGUGAAAGAGAAAGAAAAUUGCCUAUCAUAACUCAGAUAAAACAGCUUGACAAACCGCAAGUGGAAACAAAAUAUGUGAGAUUGUGUAUAAACAGAAGUGACCUUGAAAGUGAUGGUGUGGUGGUUCCUGAAAUGUUUGCCACUGAUCCGGAACCUAGUUUAGGUAGCCCCGUAUCUUUUGAUAGCAGUGAUAGCUGUGAUAGCAGUGACAGCUGUGACAGCAGUGACACAGAGAUGGUGAGCUGGACAGAUGAACAGGAUUGUAGUUCUAACCAAACAGAGGAAGAAGAUGUAUUGUGCAGUGGUGAUGAAGAAGUAUGUAUGCUGGCUGGGAAAGAGAAAGAAUUUCAAAUGUUAGAAGUGAACACAUGCCAAAGAAACCUUUCAAAAGAUGAUGAGCUUACCAAACAUUCACAUGAAUUUGGGAACCCAGAGUCGUCAGCGUUGAAUGUCAGUAAUGUGGAUCCAUGUUGUACACAAGAUGAAGCAAUAGACCUUGCAAGAGACAUUUCGGCAGAUAAGAAAUCUGUAGUUCAAAGUGCUUUGACUGAUGUAGUUAAGGUGGUUCUUGUGAAAGAUAGGCAAGCUGAAGAACUCUUGUUAAGGACACAGGAUUCACAAGGCUUCAUCGAAGAACAACAUGAUUUUCAUUACUCAAGUCCUGUGAAAGAAAGGGUCAAGAACAAUGAAGUAGAAACAUGUAGUAUGUCACCAGCAGAAGGGUUCAACCACCAGCAUAGAAAUGUGUACUUGAAGACUUCUGUGUGUAGUGUAAAGCUUACAUGUUUCAUGAAACAUAGAGUCAAGAAGCAGAACCUUCAGAAUCUAGAGUUGUGGAAAUUCUCGGUUAAAGAGGGAGAUAAGGAGAAAGGAGAAGAUGCAGAAAGCUUGACAAGUGACGUUGAUUUUGAUGUGAAGUCACCAGAAGAAAACGUGACCUGUUUCCCAGUUGAUAAAGUGCAUCACGUAGGAAAGUCCACAGCUGAAAUCCAGGAUAAGCAGAAUGGCAUUGAGGACAUGCACAUUUUUCAGGCAGAAACUUGUAGAGAAACAAAGGGAGACAGAUUGGCAAGUGUUUUUAGUGAGAACAGCAUUCCUUGGAUAGAUGGACAGUUAGACCAAGAAGAACAGUCAGAAAAUCCAGUUUGGGCUGCGAUAACAAGUUACAAUGAAGACAAAUAUCUAGAGAAUGUUUCCUGUGAAGAAAUGACAGAAGAAAGACCCAUGCUGGAUUAUGAGCCUCAAACUUACACUGCGGAUGAGGUUAGCAAUUUGGAAUUGCCACUUUUGACUCUUGAAACUGAAGUCAAUGAGGCAAUGUUGCCUGCUAUCAAGGACUCUUUACAGAGAUGUGAUGAUUCAGACAUUCCUUUGCUUCUUGAUUGCUACGAGGCAGAGUCCCAUGAAAACUUGACUAUUGAUAAGUAUGUAAACUGUGAGCAAGAAAGGCAUGAGGAUUUGGUGUACCCUCAAGAUAUCCAUGAGCUGUCCAGAAAUGUCUUUGGCGAGACUGUUGAUCAGAGAACUGAAGACCACAUCGAAAAGUCUUCAGUCCAAGAAAAUGAAUGUAACAUUGAGAUAGAACCUUUAGUUUAUUUACCAGUUGAACAUAUCCACUUUCAAGAAGAACAGGUGCAUGAGAAGAAAUCUGUUUGUGGCAUAAAUCUUCCAUGCGACAUAGAUAGGAUCACUGCUGAAGAGGAUCCACAUUCUGCUGCAGGAGAGUGGCAAUGUACACAGGUGUUAGGAAAAGGAAAGGAAGAGAGUGAAGAUGUUAUAGGAAGCACUGCAUGUGAAAUAGCCAUUGACCUUGGUGCACAGGACAAACAGUUUGAUCACCUAUCGCUUGACAAAGUCUGUCACAAGGGUAUGUUUGAAGGUAACUUGGAUAGGCAGAAUUAUCAAGUAAUAGAUAGUCUAGGAAACAAGUUAGAAGUUGCUGGCAGUGAGGUUAUUAGUGCAUCCAUAGAUGGUCUAGUUGCUUCAGAAGAGCAGCCAGAAGUAAACAGACAGUUCUUGAUGACACUAGAAUCACCACAUCAUGAGACUGAAUUGAGAAGUUUAGUGGAUGACUCAUCAAAUACCAGAGGACAUUCAACUGAAGAGGCCAGCCAGUCACUUCUUGAAAUAGAAGCGGUGUCCAUCGAGAGCUCAAGCAACAAUUUGGAGGACCCUGUUAUGGCAGAGAUAACAAGUCUUCCCCAUGAUAAUUCUUUGGAGAUUGUGUCCAGUGAUGAAUUGACAAAAUCAACAGAGUACAGGACAGUAGAAUUUCCUUCGCACAAAGCUGAGACGCAAACAUGUCCUAUGGUUGAAGUUAGGGAUGUUGAAGCACCAGUGUUGACACAGGAAGCGAAAGUCAUCAAGGAUCCUGUGAUGUUAGAGAAAAGGGAAGGAAGUCAGAGCACUUUCAGAAAUGUCUGGACACUAUUGUCUGGUAUACAGGAUUCUUCUAAGAUAAUUGAGAAUUCAAACACUAUUAUGCUCGUGGAUAGCAGUGAUGAAGAGAUACAUGAUGGUAAGAUAGAUGAAAAGGCCACAAGAUAUGAGCAUGCUAGGAUCGAAGACUUGACAUUCAUCAAAGAUGACCAUGAGCUUACAAGGAAAGCCAUUAGAGCUGGGAUUGAACAGAGAAUUAUGAGUCACAUGGAUGGGCCUUCGGUGCUAGAGAAUAAAUGUAGCAGAGAAACAGAACAUUUGGUUUCCUCCCCAAAGGAAGCUAUCCCUUGUCAACAAAGACAGACACAAUUCAAGAAGUCAAUCUGUUGUGUCAACCUCCCAUGUAACAUGGAUAGAAGAAAUGCCAAAUAUAACCCACUGGUUCAAGCUGAAGAGUGGAGAUGCAUACCAAAGACUUUAGAAAGCAAAAGAGAUUCAAAGAGCUGUACACAUGAAGUAGAAAUUAAGCUGGAUCCUUUGGACAGAACUGUCAAUUCCCCAUCACAUGAGAAGUUCUCAGACACAAGUGCAACUAAAGGUGACAAGGAUAAGCAGAACAAUAGACAGGUGUGCCAAAAUGUUCCUGAAGAAUUGUUGGGAAAUAGGUUACCAGAUGGAUACCGUGAGUUCAGAAUCCCAUGGGUAGAUGGACAGGUCUAUCCUGAAAAGCAGCAAGAAUUGUAUAGACAAUACUUGAUGCCGUUGGAAAGUAAAACAAAGCCAGCUAACUGUACAUCAUCGGACAUCACAGGAGAUCCAGCUAUGAAGGCUAUCCAGCCACUUGCGCAAACGCCAGAUGUAUCUAUUACAAGUCUCCAUCCACACCAAUCACUGACGAAAUUAGACAAAGUAACAAAGCACAGUGCAGUAGAAAGUCACAUACAACAAAAUGAUGUGCAAUCAAACCAUGUGGAUGAAUUUAGAGAUGUGGCAUUACCAGUCUUGACUCCGGAAACAGGAAUCAACAAACAGACUGUGACAGCAGAGAAAAGUGAUACAACUAGAAGCAUGGUGAGGAAUGAAGUGCCAAUGCAUGACUCUUGCAAUGAGGACUUGAUCUGUUGCAAAGAUGAUAUUGAUCAUUCAAUGAAAGCCACUUGUGUUGAAAAGGAAAAUACAUGUUCCAGUGAAAAGAAUUCAGUCCUAGAAAACAAGAGUGGCAAUGAGAUAAAACUUUUGGUUUCUUCACAGAUGGAAGAUAUAGAAGAUACACUACUUCAACAAAGAAAGAUAAACUUCAAGCAGUCAGUCUCCUGUGUCAGAAUCCCAUGUGACAUGGAUAAGAGGCAUGCCAAGGAGAAUGCUCCAGCUGAAAAGUGGCAAUGUGUUUCCAGAAAUAUAGAAAGCAGAGAAGAUUCAAAUAGAUGUACAUGUGAAGUAGACAUUGAGCUAAAGCUACAGGACAAACCCCAGGAUUAUUUGUCGCUUGACAGAGCCUCAGACGCAAGUACAACUAAAGUGAACAUUGAUAAGCAGAACAACAGGCAGGAUUGCCACAAGUCAUGCCAAAUUGACCCAGGAGUAUCUCCAGGAGAUGAGAUAACUAGAGCUUGCCAUGAAUUCAAUAUCCCAUGGCUAGAUGGACAGGUAGACCUUGAAGGGCAGCCAGAAGUAGAGCAAUACAAAAUUCCUUUGAAAAAUGGAGUACAGCCAAAUGAUGAGACCAGUAUGCCAUUUUUAGAUGAUACCUGUUUGUCAUUAGCCAGUGGAAAUGCAUCAACUCACCUGACCAACCCACUCAAUAUUGUAGCACCAGAGUUAUCAAUUCAACAUUCAAACACUGAGACGGAUGGUUCUGUGUUAGCAGGAAUGUCGCCAAUGAAGAAAGAUGUACCAUUGGAGAAUGUAUGCAGCGAUACAACAACAUUAAUGAAAGACUUGGCAGCUGAAACUCAGGAGCAGGAAUGUGAGCCUGAAAAACACCUUGAUGAAAAUGAAGAGUUGAAAUUACCAGUUCUUUUCCAGGAAGCAGAAACUGGUCAAGGGCAACAGAUAAUAGAGAAUGGAGAUAGAUGUGAUAAUACAAGACAUUUCUGUAAAGAUGUUGAAAACUUGAGUAUUCCCAAGAUGCCUGAUGACAUUGGUGCAGUGACACAGGAGAUGGCUGUUCAAGGAGAUACAAUCUUUGAGAAAUCAGAGAAGAAAGACAAGGAACCGAUUGGCAAUGUGAGCAAUGCAAUGAAUGGAAGUGUUGAUCAGAGAACUGUAGAUCAUGUUGAAAAGCUUUCAGGGUCUAAUAAGAAGACCAGCUGUGAACAGCGGCCCCAAAUUUGUCCAGAAGCAAAAGUAACCCACCUUGAACAAAAAAUGCCACGUAACAUGAAUCACGAUCUUGUAGUGCAAGAUCCACAUGCUCUUACCAAACAAUGUAGACUCGCAAUAGGGAAUGUCCUUUUGAAUUGGGACUCUGAGAGCUGUGUAUGUGAUGGACAAGUUGACAGGCAUCUGCAGAAGUGCACAAAGUGUCUUUCCAUCAGGAACUACACUGUCUCAGAAGAGCAUGCAGCUGACAACCAAGGUAGGCAGAUGAAACAAGACAAGAUUGUUGAGAGAAAUAGUGACACAAUUGAGAGACUGUGCCAAAGAGAGGAAAGGGAAGCAAUGGUUUGUAGUGAGCUUGUCAUUCCAUGUAAUGAUGGAGAGAUAAUUCAAGAAGUGCACCUAAAUGGAGAUGAACAACACUUGAUGUUACAGGAAAUAAGUCCAAAUGAUGGGAAUGUGCAUAACCUGAAUACAGAAUCAAAGCAAGUAACAGCAAUGGAGAUAUCUAUCAAACAAGGGUCACUUGACAUUGAUUCUUGCAAAGUAAACUCAGCAGAAAGCUCUGGGGUGAAGGAAGAGAAAGAUUUGUUGUUUAUCGAGAGCAGAGAAAAAGUAGAAGCUGGUGGAGUCAUGGAAAAACAAAGUUUUCAGAACUCUUUGUUUCAAGAAUCUGUUCAUGAAACUGGAACGACAGUGAAAAAUGAAGGAGCUAUGCUAAAACCAGCUAUACUUAAUACAGUUGCAGACAGCAAUGAAGAAAGAUGUAACGGAAAGGCAACAGGAGAUAUCAGCAGACCCUUGAAAACAUUUCUCUCAGGAGACUGUAAAAAUGCGCCAUUGAACAACUCACCAUUGUUUAAGAAGAGAGAUGCCUUGUAUGGUUUGACUUACGGUAAGACAUCAUUUAAACAGCCCUCCAUGCCAAAGUCAGUUAAUCAAUCGGCAUCCGUUACACAUUUCAUCUCUAAGAAAGCAGGAAAAGAAUCUUCACAAAAGAUUUGUCCUAAGACUGCCAAUAAGUUCAUCUCAAAGAAAUCUUUGAAAGCAACUCCAAGUAAACAGUCCUGUGACGGAGACCAGAUGGUGAACAAACCACUAUCCAUCAGACGUUUUGCAUCAAGGAAGUCGGGCACAGAUCCUUCACCUCAGAGCGAGUCAUCAAGGAAGUGUCCUGUGCGUGCUACCAACAAAUUCAUCUCAAAGAAAUCAUGUGAAGCAGCUCCAAAGCAGGUUAAAUGUGACAGGGUGACUCGAAAGACAAUUGUUACCUCAAAGGCAUCAGUACAUCCAAGUGUGAAAAAGACAACCUCAGACAACCCAUUGGGUUUCAAAGCAUGUGCACACAAUGAACUUUCUCACCUACCUCUUCCAUUAAAGUCAACAGCAAUUAAGAGAAGAUCCUCUUCUUUGAGAAUGCCAGUGAAGUCUUCCUCCUUUCAAGCCCAGAAACAUUCAUAUUCUGAAGCCUCUAGCCCACCAAAGCUCAUGAAAAUGACUUCAACCUGUGCUUCUCCAGUACAUUCAUCCCGAAAUCUACAGCAUAAACAUUCAACCACAUCCGGGACAUCUGUGAGGCAGGAGUCACGGAGAUCCUGCAUUGCCGUUCAUGGAGUGGUGACCAGAAAACAGAUCAAAGUGGACAGUCAGAAAAAAGGAAAAUAAAUUGUGACUACUAAGAUAAAAGUUCACUUAUUGUCAAGAAUUAUAUGGUAAUGUUUUUCAGGGCAAUAUAAUCACUUAUCUCUAAUAUGGAAUCACAAUACUUUUGAGGAUAAAAAGAAAAUUGUUUUUCUCAGUUGCUCAUUUUACUAUGAAUAAAACUAAUUGAAAAACCAUAUGAGAAAUGACACAAUUAUUUUUUCUUUGUUUUUUGUUUCUUUUCUGCAAAUUUCAUAAUUGUAGAGGAGCAAUUUGAAAGGAAAAAAAUAAAGUAACUGUAGAACAAGUUGUCAUGCAAUAAAAACAUACUUUAACUCCAUUUCUAUGAUUGUUUUUUUUUAAAUUAGUUUAAAAUGACAAUCAUAAUUCUAUGGCCACAUUUGGAAGCACAAGUUAGGUUAGCUGUUAUGCAUUUUUUGAAAAGAAAAGGAAAAUUCGAUUUUAGAUUUUUCCUUCAAGCUAUGGCAAGCUAUUAAUUUUGCCAAAUUUGUUUUAUCUGUAAUGAGCUGGUGUCAAUACACAUACCGUAUACAUUUAUACAUGUAUGUUAUAUAAGUCUUAUUUAUCUUUUGAGGUGGUGGAUCAGUAUAUGUUUUCUUGGUCUUACCAACACGGUGUGUGAUUAAUAUAUAUAUAUAUGAUGUAACAAUGUUAAUCUAAGGUGUAUUAAUCAACCUUAACAUAUCUGAUUAUUUAAUUUGCAUUAUUGUUUUGAUUGAGUUCUAAUAGCAGGAAGAUCUGCUUCAAAUAUGAUGUCUUUUUGAAACAGCGCACAGAAAUUACCACCGUGUCAUAUCUCAUUGGUCCCAAAAUAUGAAUUUCACCCAAAGAAACUUACAAGGUAUUCUUAUGGGCGAGAUGGAUAUUUUUUCCCAAAAUAGCCACUACACAAUGAAUGUAGGCUACACUAUUAUAAUAUGUUUUUCUAGCAGCAGUCGUGUUCCGUAUGCAUCAUGGUGAUGUUCAGUUAAUGUUGUACUUUAUUUCACUUGUUUUCAUGGUAAAGGCUAUAUUAUUGCCACCCUUGCCAUCCCUCAUGAAAUGUUGUGUUAAACCUUUAUCUAUAUAUAUAUAUAUAUCUAUCUCAGUAGUUUAAAAUUGAUUUCUCAGCAAGUGUUUAUUAUUUUCUGGUCAUUUUGUUAGAAGUUUCAAAAAUUAUGUUAGAGCUUCAUGUCAGUAGAUAUAUUAUGUCAUUGGCCCAUAUGAAAUUUUUCCAGCUGAAAAACAACUCAAGGAUACAUUACAUUAAUCAUUGUAGUCUUGCAGAGAGGUUGAAGUACUAAGUAAAACUGAAAUGAUAAUAAAACUAAAACCUUGUACUGUAGAAGCUGAUAUUUCCGCGUACAGAUAUUUUCGCAAAUGACAGGCUAAGAGACAUUUUUCGCGAGACAGAAUAUUAGGGCAUGAGGUAUUCACAAACUUUCUCAUGCAGACUCGUUCACAUAUGUACACACACAAGUUUAGGCAGCCCAUCGCAUCACAUCCAGCCGAGUAUUGUACUGGUACGUACAAGGAUUACGUGCCUGCGUCAUGUAAUCUGUGCAAUAUAUAGUACGCGCGAGGAUAUUUUUGAGCUCCGGUAUGAUGAGGUGCCAAUAUUUUCGCGUGUUGAUAAAAAUCGCGAUAAUAUGAAAUUCUGGAAAAUAAAACCCUCGCAAAAAUUAACAGCUUAUACAGUAUUUGUCAACUCAUAUUGAACUUAUAACUCAUUUUUUUAAAGUACGAAGUAUGUUGGAUGUGGAACAGCCUCAAAACAAGUGUGACAAAUAAUUAUUACCUCUGACAUGAAGCCAGUUUAACCAACGAUCCUCUAUGAUUUUGAUGUUUGCAGGCUUCAUAUUCUAAAAACCCUUGUUUGCAUGAAAUUUGAUGGGAAAUAGAAAGCCAUCAUCAACAACUCCAUGUCUGUUUCAUUGGGUAUUUCAUAAAUGCUUGUGCAUGUUCAUCAAAUGAAAUAAAUGUUUGAGGAGAACUAGUACUAGUUAGUUACCAAGAGUGUCAUGCAGUAGUUACCAUGUAUUGUGUUUGUUGAUAUAUAAAGGUUUACAGUCGUAUUGAAUUCAGAGCAUAUUAUGUCAAAACCCACCUUUUUCUCAGGAUGAAUUGAACUCUCUUCAUUCAGACAUUAUGCCUGAACAUUUUUCUUGACCUGUGUUCUGAAGAGAUCCUCAAUAUAUUGAGUAAAAACAGAAAUAUCAGAUCAAGUUCAAAAGACAGUCUAAUGAAAAAAAAAAAGUAUUCAGGAAUAUUAUGCUCCUUGUUUAUAUUUAUGUUCAUAGUAUUGCUACCUUCCCAGCAAGUCGCUAUUGAGUGUACCAUAUGUAGAUGAAUACUAGAGAAACAAAUCCAGUGAAAGUCUUUUUUUUUAUGAGGGUUUGCCUUGACGUGAUACUCUAAAGAAAGAGUUGUAAAUUUGUAUUUCUCUUCAGGGAAACAAUUCCCUACAUCUUUGUUAUCCUUGUGAAAUCACUAAAGGAUUUCUUUGUUUUUAGAAAGUCAUAUGAAGAGACAUUUCCCUAUAAAAUCAUAUAUCAUUUUGUUCAGUUGAUUUCUCCUGUGACAUAUCACACAUAUUGUGUGGCUGAGUUUAUGUACUGAUGAAAACAAAUGAUUUUUGUUUGAUAAAAACUUGGAUAUGUUGUAGUUCCUUGCCAGUUCAUUCCAGGUUUUCUGAUAAGUUGUUGUUGCAAUAAAUUUUUGUAAAAAAGAA